Molecule: messenger RNA, 4428 nt
Organism: Heterocephalus glaber (naked mole-rat)
Lineage: Eukaryota; Metazoa; Chordata; Mammalia; Rodentia; Bathyergidae
Gene: Wnt10a
Product: Wnt family member 10A
Biological process (GO): neuron differentiation; cell fate commitment; canonical Wnt signaling pathway
Cellular component (GO): extracellular region
Molecular function (GO): cytokine activity; frizzled binding
Source: RefSeq, a predicted model, not a curated record
AGACUGCAUGGGAUGGGGGGAGGCGGCGGAGCUCCCCGACCGGGACCGUCAUUCCGUCUCCAGGCUGUGGGGCCGGGCACCGACAGCGCCAUCCCCCCUCACCCUCCUUCUGCCCGCCUCGCACACCCUCGGAAACGCAGGCUCGCGGCACUGCGUUGGGGGGGGCGGUCCCAGCACCCCAGCCUCAAGUCCUCAGCCCUCUGCACCUCCGGGCCCCCCUUACCCUCAAGAGGCAUCAGGAGUAGUCGCGGGGGGCCUCGGGAAAUUCCCCGGACCCCUGUGCCAGGAGGUGCCCUGCUCGCCUGCUCCCCUGCUCCCCACCCCACCCCCGAGGGCGGUGCCCGGGGGCGCUGCCCCAUGCAUCAGGGAGGCGGGCGCCGUCUGCUCCUGGAGCCGUGACCCGAGUCGGAGCUGUGUGUUCUGUGUCACAGCCGCCCCGACCCCUGCCGAUCAUGCGUCGCCGCCCCUGGCUCGCCAGUCCCACUGGGCUGUGAGCCCCCCACGCCUGUCCCAUCACGGCCAGCGCGCCAUGGGCAGCGCCCACCCUCGCCCCUGGCUGCGGCUCCCACCCCGGCCCCAGCCUCGGCCUGCGCUCUGGGCGCUCCUGCUCUUCCUACUGCUGCUGGCUGCCGCUGUGCCCAGGUCGGCACCCAACGACAUCCUGGGCCUCCGCCUCCCCCCGGAGCCUGUGCUCAACGCCAACACAGUGUGCCUGACAUUGCCUGGCCUGAGCCGGCGGCAGAUGGAGGUGUGUGUGCGUCACCCUGAUGUGGCCGCCUCAGCCAUCCAGGGCAUCCAGAUCGCCAUCCACGAAUGUCAACACCAGUUCCGGGACCAACGCUGGAACUGCUCUAGUCUGGAGACUCGAAACAAGAUCCCCUACGAGAGUCCCAUCUUCAGCAGAGGUUUCCGAGAGAGCGCUUUCGCCUAUGCCAUCGCGGCAGCCGGGGUGGUGCAUGCGGUAUCUAACGCGUGCGCUCUGGGCAAACUGCGGGCCUGCGGCUGCGACGCGUCCCGACGCGGGGACGAAGAGGCCUUCCGUCGGAAGCUGCAUCGACUGCAGCUAGAUGCGCUUCAGCGCGGUAAGGGCCUGAGCCACGGGGUUCCGGAACACCCCGCCCUGCCCCCUGCCAGCCCGGGCCUGCAGGACUCCUGGGAGUGGGGCGGCUGCAGCCCCGAUGUGGGCUUCGGGGAACGCUUCUCUAAGGACUUUCUGGACUCCCGGGAGCCUCACAGAGACAUCCACGCGCGCAUGAGGCUCCACAACAACCGAGUUGGGAGGCAGGCGGUGAUGGAGAACAUGAGGCGAAAGUGCAAGUGCCACGGCACGUCAGGCAGCUGCCAGCUCAAGACCUGCUGGCAGGUGACGCCCGAGUUCCGCGCCGUGGGGGCGCUGCUUCGCAGCCGCUUCCACCGCGCCACGCUCAUCCGGCCGCACAACCGCAACGGCGGCCAGCUGGAGCCCGGCCCCGCGGGGGCACCCUCGCCUGCUCCAGGCACCCCGGGCCCGCGCCGCCGAGCCAGCCCCGCCGACCUAGUCUACUUUGAGAAGUCGCCCGACUUCUGUGAGCGGGAGCCGCGCCUGGACUCGGCGGGCACCGUCGGCCGCCUGUGCAACAAGAGCAGCGCAGGCCCGGAUGGCUGCGGUAGUAUGUGCUGCGGCCGUGGCCACAACAUCCUGCGCCAGACGCGCAGCGAGCGCUGCCAUUGCCGCUUCCACUGGUGCUGCUUCGUGGUCUGUGAAGAGUGCCGCAUCACCGAGUGGGUCAGCGUGUGCAAGUGAGCGGCCCAGGCUCUCUGGGCCCUGGGAAAGCUUUCCCUCCUACAUCUGGGCCCUCUGCCUCUUGUGAUCCCAGGCAAGCACCACUGCCUCGGCUCUUGGGACAGGAGGUUGGACCGCGGGAUCUUACAGGGUCUGCAGUCAGGGGACAGUCCAGGCCUGUCUGACAACACCGUGUACUUCUGUGGGUUCUAGGAUUGAUUGGCUCACGCCUUCUACCAAGCUCAGACUCCCCAGGGUGGCUGGAGAAUGCCUCACAUCCUAGCACAAUUGUCAGCCAGGCAGCCCAGCCCCUUAGGCCUGUCUCCUUUCUCCCCUACCCCUAGAGUGGGAGGGAUGGGACCUCAUGAGCUGGGGGAGGAAGAUUAAAAAGAAGGAAUGGACAUAGCGAGCUGAAAUGAACCCAUAAAGGCCCUGGACACCGUGCCCACUGGCCUCUGCCCCUUAUUCCCCUCGCCAUUCAGGUAUCAGGUAUUUAUUUUGCACUCUCUUGGUGGCACUCCCUGGGGGGAGGAGAGGCACUGGAGAAUAAGAGAGACACAGCAUCUGCCUUCUAGGAGUUUACAUUUUGCUGAGGGAGAUGGACAAAACCAGUAAACACAGUCAUUUCAGACAAUGUUAUGUGCUGUGAAGAAAAUAAAGAAAAUAAAGCAGGGCCCUGGUGUACAGUGCUUUGUGGGCCCCUUCUGAUAAAAGGGGAAGCCUGAGAUGUGAUAUUCCUGUGGUGACCUGCAAAAUGGGACAAGGAGCCAUGAGGAGAUCAGGAGGUAACACUUUCAGGCAGAGACCAUGGAAAUACAAAAGCUCUGGGGGAGAAAGACCUCCACCUGUUGGAGGAGCAGCUAAGAUGCCCUUGUGACUAGAGUGAAGAAAUCAGAGGGCUGAUGGGCAGGAGAGGCACUCAGAGGGUGGGCAAAUGUCAAGUCACAUGUCUUUCUAGGCUUAGGCAAGGAGUUGGGAUUUUAUUCAAAAGCAAUGAGAACAUUCAGGGUCUUAACAAGGGAGUAUCAUGGUCCGAUUCCCAUAUGGGUUGUUGUGUGGGGAACUGGAUGAAGGUGUUAGCUGGAAAGCCAAUUAGGGGGGCUACAGCCAUCUUCCAAACCAGAAAUGAGGCUUGGAUGGAGGCAGUGGAAAUGACAAAAAGGGGCUGGAUUCAGAGUCUUCAGUGCCAGAGCUCCAACCGCCCACUUUGUACCUGAGCCCUCUGCCACAAGCCAGGACGAGUGGCAGUGCCCAGCAGCAACCGUCAGUAGAGACAGGAGACACUCUGAGAGGAGUAAUCCUGGGCAAGACCCAGCUCAACCCAGCCCAGCGCCCCAGGGAACAGGUGGGGCCAGGAGGUGCGGCUGGGAAGAGGGGGGAGGAGGAGGGGAGGGGCCCCAGACUCCCUGUCUGGAGCUGGGCUCUAGGAGUCAGGGCAGGAAAGUCAGGGUGUGUGAUUUGUGAGCAAGGCCCAGGGGGCCAGCUUUCCCGGGCCUCUUUUGCUCUGACAGCCCCUGCACAGGGUGCUCCUUAGCAGGUCAUAAUCACUCCCUGCCCUCAUGCCCAUCAGAACACUGCUGAGCUGGCAGCUUGGGUCCUGGGUUGCAUCUCCUCGGUUCAGACCUGAUGAUUUUCAGCCUCUCAGAAUAUCAGGAAAAGAACAUUUCACCUGCUUCAUCUAGGCUUCCUGCUGUUCACAGCUGGGGACCAUGGUGGCUGCCUCAGUUUAUCCCAGAAUGGCACUUCUCUUGAACAAGACAAGGACUAAAGUCUUGUUCCUUUCCCCAAUUGCCUGCCUUCCCAAGACUCCCAUUUUCCCUACCCUUUUCCUAUUUUUUCUGUACCCUGGAUGGGGACCAAAAGGAAAAGAGGCUCCCAGCAAGAUGUACGCCUGUGGCCCCUCCAGCUGGGAGAUUUGCCCUCAUCUCCUGGGCUUCCAAUUGCUGGAUCGAAGCAGCUCCCAGGCAUGCCUAAGGCAGCAGGCCCUUCCAAAAGCUCAGCUCUGCCACUUUGGUGGAGUACAGGGUUUCUCUCCCCAUCCCCCAAAAGACGGCCCUACAGGCAGGCGGGUGAGAGUCCCCAGGGAGAGGGGGUAGGCAGGAGCAGCCAGACACACCUGCCUCAUUCCUUUCCUCUUGUUCACCCUGGAAGAGCUGUGGGGGCUGGGUUCCCACCGCCUUAUCCCUCCCAUUCCAGGGAGGAGGAGAGACCAGUGCUGGGGCCAACUGAGGUGUAUGUGGGGUACUCUCACCUCUAGCAGUGUCCAUUGGAGCAUUAGCUGUGGCCUCACCCUCCUCUGCCUUCCAGGCUUAUAGAGGAUGGGGAUGGGGCGGGGGAGACUGGAGGUGACAGCUCUAGCAUCAAGUUAGGGAAUCAGGUAGGAGAGGCAACCCUGCAGAGCACACUUCGUCUAAGAAGGGUGGGUGGCAGGGUGGAGCAGGGGCCCGAGCAGGAGUUGUAGGGGACACAUUCUAAUGAGUCAGGUUGUGGUGAGCUGAUGAUACAUGCUAGCCUAGUCUGUAAAGGAGGGGAGGAAAAGUUGGGAGAGGAAUGAAUAAAGUGUUGCCCACUCCCCAUUCUUUCCCUGACCCAGAAGUUGAGUCCUGAGGCCAAGGCUGGACCCCACAGGGGAAAGGAGGGUGUGGGACUUGGUAAGGGGCCUAAAG